AUGGUGGUGGAUGAUAUCAGGAGGAAUAAGCCUCGCACUAUGGGUGAACUUAACUUUGAUGGAAGUUUGUUGGGUAAUCUUGGUCAUGCUGGUGCGGGAGGAAUUUUUUGGGAUAGCUUUGGCAGAGUUCUAGCCACUUAUAAAGUGUUCUUGGGGGUAACAGGUGUAUUUGAAGCUGAAGUUGAAGGGUUAAUGGAGGGGCUCAUGCGUGCUAAGGAAAUGAAUUUCAAUCAGCUGUGGGUGGAAUCAGAUUCCAGUGCAGUGGUUACUUCACUUCAUCAAAGGAAAAUUCCUUGGUUCGCCCUUCAGAGAUGGUCAACGAUAAUCUCUCACAGUUAUAGAGAAGGGAACUCUAUUGCGGAUUACUUGGCCAGGGAUGCUGUAAAUUCGGGAGUAUCUGCUGAUAAUAUGACCUUACCGUCGCACAUUCAAGAUAUGCUAGCUAGAGAUGCUGAAGGAAGACCUCGUUAUCGUUUUUGA
Messenger RNA from Macadamia integrifolia, 480 nucleotides. RefSeq lists its product as uncharacterized. Lineage: Eukaryota; Viridiplantae; Streptophyta; Magnoliopsida; Proteales; Proteaceae. Gene Ontology annotation, molecular function: nucleic acid binding; RNA-DNA hybrid ribonuclease activity. The coding region runs from base 1 to 480 and encodes 159 amino acids. The transcript is spliced from 2 exons. The record is from RefSeq and is a predicted model, not a curated record.